Molecule: messenger RNA, 1749 nt
Organism: Rotaria sp. Silwood2
Lineage: Eukaryota; Metazoa; Rotifera; Eurotatoria; Philodinida; Philodinidae
Source: the annotation of a GenBank genome assembly
AUGAAUGAUGAUGAUAUUUUACCAAAUUUCAAUUUUUAUGAAGCAUCUAUAUUAACUUCAGAUGAAGAUGAUAAUGAUGGUGGCAAUGAUAAUUUAAUGGAAACAAAAUACUCAACACCAACAGCACAAGAAAAUCGUUCCGAUCAAACGCCUGCAAGAGCAACAACAACAGUAGCAACAACAAAUGAAUUGCAAAUAACUAUACCACCAUCUACACCAAUACGACCAUCAUUGAUAAGACAACGGCCUACAACAACAACAACAAAUAUCGAACUGAUUGAUUUGGUUACACCAAAAAAGUCACCACAAGGUCUUCAUCAACCAAAUUAUAUACGGCGUACACUUCAUUUUUUUAAUCAACAGCGUUUAUCAAUUUUACCAACAUUUCCAAUCAUUAAUAAUGACAACAAUGAUUCCGAUUUAUUGUUAUUGGCAAAUGUAUUUCCUAUUCAAUUGUCACCCACAGAAUCAGCACAUCGUCAACAAGGCCAAUAUAAGCAUGCAUUUAUUAUUACAGAUCCAAAUGCAUCAAAAACAUCAUUUAUGGUCCAACAAUACCAAAUAUAUUAUGUAUCCAUACUAGAACGUUUCAAUGUUGGUUUGCCAAUUGUGGAUCAUAAUUAUGCACGUUUAAAACAUGUUAUUGAAUUAUUUCGUACAGCUCGAAUGCGAACACUUCGUACCAAUAAUAAACGUUUAGAACACACAUUAUAUUUAAAGGAUAGCGAAAUGCCAUUAUUAUUAGAAUUUUAUUUACAAAUGGAUAUUGAUCUUUUUUAUAUGAAAACAUGUUCAUUUCGCGAUGCUCAACCAAGAUCAAAAACAGAAGGUAUAUUUUGUGUAACUAUACCUGAAUGCCGUUAUAAAAUAACACCAUGUGGACAUUGUAAAUUAUGUCGAACACCAGUUGAUAUGAAAUAUCGUUCACAAGCACCAAUAUUAUUUAAUCGUUAUGGGAAACAUCAAUUUGUUAAUCGUUAUGAAUCAAUAUUAAAUUGUCCAGCAACAUGUAAUACAACAAAUAUUAUUUAUGUUUUAACAUGUUUAUGUGGUCAAUUUGAUUAUGUCAGUGAAACAGCAUAUACAUUGGCUAAACGUUUCGAUGGACAUCGUCAACUGGCUAAUAAGGCUAUAUGUAAUUUAUUACUCGGCAAAGAAAAUGUUACAAGUCUCGCAAUUAAUCAACAAUAUGCAUCAUCUUCGUCCGAUAAAGAAUAUAUGUUAUUGUAUCAACAUCCAACACAAUGUUCAGCAACAAUACAAAUGUUUUUAGAUUACAAUAAACUGUAUUGGCGAUUUGUACCGAUGAAAAUCGAAGAAGCAAAUCAAGAUGAUGCUAAUUAUCAAAGAGUAUGUACAACAACAGCAACAACAACAACAAAGUCAAAUGUUCAUUUCGAUAGAGAGAUUCGAAAAUAUCUGAAAGAUGUACCCAAACCACCAGCUGGUUAUAAAUUUUCGAAACGUCAAAUUGAAAAACAAGCUGAAUUUUUUGAAAAAUAUUGUGUUUCUCCACCAGAUAAUGAACAAAUGGAUCUUUAUAAUGCAAAUAUUAUUGCCGUGUUACCACCAAAUACAUCAGAUUUAUUUCGUCAAAUUGUUCAUUCAUUAUUUGUUACACAUACUGAAGCUAAAUUAAAUACAUUAGGUCAUAUCUUUGAUUUAAAUAUCAAUACAAAUAUUAGACAAAGUGUUUGGUGUGAAAAUUUAGUACGUCGUCCGGUUUCAUCUAUGUCUCAACGACGUUAA